GGGUUUCACUAUGUUGGCCAGGAUGGUAUCCGUCUCUUGACCUCGUGAUCUGCCCGCCUCCGCCUCCGCCUCCCACAGUGCUGGGAUUACAGGCGUGAGCUACCGCUCCCGGCCGCAAAGGGUCUUCUUAUACUGAGAAGUGUCCAGAAUUUCCAUCCUGGAGGCACGUAGGGGCAACGGGCAGGGGAGGCUAGAUACUUGCCUUGAGACUACAUUAACAAAAUGCUUUUCACAUGGUCAAGAAAACUGGUUUAUAAUAAGCAAGGUGCGGUGGCUCACGUCUGUAAUCCCAGCACUUUGGGAGGCCAAGGUGGGCGGAUCACUUGGAAUCAGGAGUUUGAGACCAGCCUGACCAACAUGGCGAAACCCCGUCUCUACGAAAAAUACAAAAAUUAGCCACGUGUGGUGGCGGGCGCCUGUAGUCCCAGCUACUCGGAAGUCUGAGGCAGGGGAACCCCUUACACCCGGGAGGUGGAGGUUGCAGUGAACCGAGACUGCACCACUGCACUCCAGCCUGGGCAAUAGAGCAAGGCCGUAUCUCAAAAAACAAAAAAAGAAAAAGAAAGAAAGAAAAGGAAAAGAAAAAUUGGCCUAUAACAAAGAAUGGCCAAAACUCCACAAGCUGCCGCUGGCACUGCAUCUAGGUCUUCGAGGCUGUCCUUCAUCGUGUUGGUCCCCCCAGGAGUGGAGGGUGUUAAGCAAUGAUGGGAGGAGACUGAAUCAGAAUUGGAUUUGAAUCUGAGCCCAGUAGCUGUGUUCGUGUCCUUGGGCUGGUGAUGACCGUGGGCUGGUGCCUUCACUUCUCUGUGCCCCUCUGUGCCUCAGUUUCCUCUUGUGUAAAAAUGGAGCUCAUUCCACCCGCCUCACCGGGAGGUUGUGAGGAACGGACGAGAUCAAGCUCACAAAGCACUCAGCACAGCGCCUGAUCAAAAAGGAAGGCGAAUACUUCCUGAAGGUGCUGAUCCCCAGCUACGCGGCGGGCUCCAUCAUUGGCAAGGGCGGGCAGACCAUCGUGCAGCUGCAGAAGGAGACCGGAGCCACCAUCAAGCUCUCCAAGUCCAAAGACUUCUACCCCGGAACCACAGAGCGGGUAUGCCUAGUACAGGGCACGGCAGAGGCCUUGAAUGCUGUGCACAGCUUUAUUGCCGAGAAGGUCCGAGAAAUCCCACAAGCGAUGACCAAGCCUGAGGUGGUCAACAUCCUUCAACCCCAAACCACGAUGAACCCCGACAGAGCCAAGCAGGCCAAGCUGAUCGUCCCCAACAGCACGGCGGGCCUGAUCAUCGGCAAGGGGGGCGCCACGGUGAAAGCCGUGAUGGAACAGUCAGGAGCAUGGGUGCAGCUGUCCCAGAAGCCGGAGGGCAUCAACCUGCAGGAGCGCGUGGUGACGGUCAGCGGCGAGCCCGAGCAGGUGCACAAGGCCGUGAGCGCCAUCGUGCAGAAGGUACAAGAAGACCCCCAGAGCAGCAGCUGCCUCAACAUCAGCUACGCCAACGUGGCAGGCCCCGUGGCCAACUCCAACCCCACCGGCUCUCCGUACGCCAGCCCCGCGGAUGUGCUGCCAGCCGCGGCCGCAGCGUCGGCCGCCGCCGCCUCCGGCCUGCUGGGCCCCGCCGGGCUGGCUGGCGUGGGGGCCUUUCCCGCCGCGCUGCCCGCCUUCUCAGGCACCGACCUGCUGGCCAUCAGCACGGCGCUUAACACGCUGGCCAGUUACGGCUACAACACCAACUCCCUGGGCCUGGGCCUCAACUCGGCCGCAGCCUCCGGCGUCCUGGCCGCCGUGGCCGCCGGGGCCAACCCAGCAGCCGCCGCCGCCGCCAACCUCCUGGCAUCCUACGCGGGCGAGGCCGGGGCCGGGCCAGCCGGAGGGGCCGCCCCGCCGCCGCCCCCGCCUCCCGGAGCCCUGGGGUCCUUUGCGUUGGCCGCAGCCGCCAACGGCUACCUCGGGGCCGGGGCGGGCGGCGGGGCGGGCGGAGGGGGCGGCCCGCUGGUGGCCGCUGCAGCCGCGGCCGGGGCGGCCGGGGGCUUCCUGACAGCGGAGAAGCUGGCGGCUGAGAGUGCCAAGGAGCUGGUGGAGAUUGCGGUGCCUGAGAACCUGGUGGGAGCCAUCCUGGGGAAGGGGGGCAAGACGUUGGUGGAGUACCAGGAGCUGACGGGCGCUCGCAUCCAGAUCUCCAAGAAGGGCGAGUUCCUGCCAGGCACGCGGAACCGGCGGGUCACCAUCACGGGCAGCCCCGCGGCCACGCAAGCCGCUCAAUACCUCAUCAGUCAGCGGGUCACCUACGAGCAGGGAGUGAGGGCCUCAAACCCCCAGAAAGUGGGAUGAGGCCUGUGGUGUGUGCUCCCACCCUUUUCUCUCCUCCCAUCUCCUCCUCUUCCCUCUCCUCCUCCCCCCCCCCCCAACUCCUGACCUCAGCUUGGUGUAGUCCUGCUCCUCUUGGGAUGGGGCUGGGGUAGGCCCGACUGCACCCUCCCCUUCUGGUAGUCAUAGGCAGGAUUGAGUGACGGUUGGGAAGGGGGCUCAGAAGCCCCCUCCCCAGCCCGGAACUGACCCCUCCUUCCUCCCUCCCUGUGCUUGGCUGGGCCUGACCCUUCCUGUCCCAGGGCCCAGGUCUGUGUGAUAUCUGUAUAUAUUGCAUUUUGUUGAUUUUAAUAGAAAACAAAGCGUUAUUUUCUCUUUCUUUCCCUCCUUUUUUUUUUCUUUUUUUUGGUAAGGAUUUUUUCCCCCUUUAUAAGUUUUUGUUUCCAUAUGGGAGGAGGGGAGGGAGCCUCUGGGUCACCCAGAAUGAGGGGCCUUCCCAAAACACAACACCCCACCUCUCUGCUUUCAGUUCUAGAUCUGAGGGAAGCCAUGGGAGUAGAGGUAGCAGAGGCGUCUGAGCUGAAAUGGGGCAUUUGGAGCAAGGACCCCAGAGUUCCCAGAUCUUCUCAGCUACUCUCCUCCCACUGGAGCUGUCCCUCCUAGGUGGGAAUGUUCACUCUUUUGUUGUCAGGUUGUAUGGGGGGGCAGGGACAGUGCUGCUGGGAAGGAUGCCAGCUCUGGGAUUGGGCCAGUCCUGUGGACAAGACUUGCAAGAGGCUGGAUCAACUUGGUGUGGUAUCUCUGAUGGCUUAGAGUAAUGGCAAUGAGGGUCUCUGUUGUGAUGUCACUGAGUACUUUCUGGGGUGCUUCUGGGCACCCCUUAUGAUGUCACAGGAAGCAGUUCCUCAGAGGUUACUUCCUGUGAACAUAAGAGAGCAGGUACUUCCUGUGAUGUCUCAAUGAGUUCUUCCUUGAAGGUCACUUUGGUGAUAUCAUGGGAAGAUGUACUUCCGGUGGUGCCUAGAGGUCACGUCCUGUGAUGUCAUUAGGCUGAAGCAUGUACUUCCUGUAUUGGACAGUGACCAGUCUCUGACCUGCCUUCUCCCUCCACACCCUUCUUUGGUGGGUGUUGGCCUGGGGGUCUUCCUAGGAAGAGAAUAAGGCACGGGACUUGGAUCCAAUCUGGAGGACUCUAACGGAAAAAAACCAGUAUUGUCAGGGUCAUCUCCAUUCAAACACGUCACGUCUGCGAACUCGCCCUGGAGGGAGGGGUGGGAGAUGGACCUAGUGCAAACUACUGUUAAAGACCUCCCUUCCCACCCCUGCCUUUUGUGUGCAUGCCUGUGUCUGCGUGGCUUUGUUUCAUUGAAUCGGGUGAGCCAAGUGUGUGGUGGCUCUGUCAGGCCAGUAUGGCCAGGUGUAGAGUUCAGUGAGCCAUAGUAGGGUCCCUUGGGCCAGAAUGCUUCGUGUGGUCUGAUAGGUUAGAUUGGUUUGGUGGCUUCCAGCAAGCUGGCAUACUUCGGUGAUGUCUGAUGGAUCAGAAUGUUUUGGUGUGCUCACCAGGGGCUCUGGAGAACUAGAAUGUUCUGAUGGAGUCUGACAAGCCAGGCGGCCUUGAGAGUUGGUUUAGGAGUGGCUCCCUGAGUGCUGUGGCUGAGUGCUAAGGACCUGUUGGCAGACUGAGAUUUCAGGGCCUGACAACCAUGUAGACUAGGAUAGCUGAGACCUCCCUCUACCCCCGCCCAUCUCCCUCUCUUCCUUGGAGACCGCCUCCACUUUCUCCAACCCAAAGCAGGGCGCCCAGUGCCCUGGUUCCAUCAUCAGCAUCUCUGGGGGAGGGGCGCCCCAUGCCCACCCUCUCCCCCAUUUGUCCGCCUCCUAGGUCUUCCAAACCCUUUUCUUCUCUAUGACUUUGGGGGAAAUCCAGCCUCCUUGUCUCUCUCCUAAAAAAGGAGGGAAGAAAAGCCACAGAGACAAUUCCUGCCCCUAAAGCCUAGGAGAUCCCUCUCCCUUGCUAGAGAGCCACCCCCAAAUCAAAAUGUGAAAAUCCCUAGAAAGCAAUAGCCUUCGAGGUACCUUGCACUGAAUUUCCCACCCCGGCCCUUCCACCCGAUGGGAGGCUGUAACUUGGGCACUGGGGUGACUUUUUCCAUGCCCUUGUCAUCUCCAGGGUGGGAGGCAGGCCCCACUUCCCCUCCCCUAUCCCCCACUUCCCAUUGUUGUUGCCCCACCCCUAAUCUCCAGACUGAACCCAGAUGGAGAUCUGAGUGCCAAAACAAUUCUUGAUGUAACUUUGUACAUAUCUUCUACUACCGUUGGGGGCUCUUGGGGUUAGAGGUGGGGGCGGCUCUGUGGGCCAUUGCUCCCCUCCACCUCUCAAAAGACCUUACAGUAUUUCACAGUAUCUCUACCCGCACGCGAGUAUUACAGUAUCUAGCUGGAAUAUCCCCCUACAGCCCCCCAGGACCCUAUGAGGAAGGGAAGGAGCCAGGGAGAGGUGAAGUAAGGUCUGGGACUGGGGAGGUGGGAUCUGAAUGAGCUCAUUUGCAUAUCAUUUGCAUCCUCCGCUUGGCAGCCGCUUUCUACAAACCCAUUCACUGGAGUCUGGGUCCCAAUCAGCCGGGUCCGGGACUCCUCUCACACAGACACAUCUCCGGAGGCUGGGCCUCCUGAAAAGUGUUUGCUUGGGGUGUCUGUGUAACAACCCCUCUCUAUUCAUAUUUCUUGGGGACCCCCUACCCAGCCAGCCAGGGUGAUCUGAAAGGUAUACUUUGCUAGCUCAGUGAGCUAGUUCACUCACCAUGUUGGUGAGCAGAGAGCCACACACCUUUCCCCAUUUUACCCUGGGAAACUCACUCCACCAUCUUUGCCAUCUCUUGAAAGUCCCUUCUGCAAUCUGACCUCAAUCUUUUGUGCUGCAGUUUGUCCAGAGGGGACACAGAUGUGGGGUCAGGGAUGAGGAUUAUUGAAAAACCCAUCACCUCUUUUUUUUUCCCCGUCUCCCUAUUAGCCAAUCUGAUCUCAGAGUCUCUGAGUGGCCUCCUUGCACCCUUCUCUUCAGCACCCAGUAGGUGCUUAAUAAGUGUUUGCUGCAUUGAAUUAUCUCCCUAUUCCUUCUCAUUUGCCCUCUAGCUUCCCAUACCUUCUCCAAGUGUCUUCCUCCCUUUCUUUGCCUGGCUCCCUAUGACUUUCUAUUUUUUUUCCCUCCGUGUGGUUCCCAUUGUUUUCUGUCCUGUCUCCAUCUUAGUCUUUGUCUGUCUUCCUCCUCUCCUCAAAUGUCUCAACUCUCUCUCCCCAAUUUCCCCAUUUAAAAAAAAAAAAAAAGUGCCAAACUUCCUU
Messenger RNA from Gorilla gorilla gorilla (western lowland gorilla), 5641 nucleotides. It is a transcript of the gene NOVA2, whose product is annotated as NOVA alternative splicing regulator 2. Lineage: Eukaryota; Metazoa; Chordata; Mammalia; Primates; Hominidae. Gene Ontology annotation, molecular function: RNA binding. The coding region runs from base 1175 to 2326 and encodes 383 amino acids. The transcript is spliced from 4 exons. The record is from RefSeq and is a predicted model, not a curated record.